Ostrea edulis (European flat oyster) is the source of this 1106-nucleotide messenger RNA. Its product is annotated as vesicle transport through interaction with t-SNAREs homolog 1A-like. Gene Ontology annotation, molecular function: SNARE binding; SNAP receptor activity. Gene Ontology annotation, cellular component: late endosome membrane; endoplasmic reticulum membrane; Golgi apparatus. NCBI's taxonomy places the organism in Eukaryota, Metazoa, Mollusca, Bivalvia, Ostreida, Ostreidae. Gene Ontology annotation, biological process: intracellular protein transport; retrograde transport, endosome to Golgi; vesicle fusion with Golgi apparatus. The record is from RefSeq and is a predicted model, not a curated record. Bases 94 to 747 code for a protein of 217 amino acids. The transcript is spliced from 8 exons.
GGAAGUUCUCGUUAUUGACAUCGGGAUCGAGUGCAUAUAUCAUCUGACUUCUGUCGUUCUGUCAAAUUAAUAAUAUUUGGAGCUUGAUCUGUCAUGGGCACCCUAAUAGAAUCGUACGAGCAACAAUAUUCAAGCUUAACAGCAGACAUCACUUUUAACAUAGGAAGAAUUUCAAACACACAUGGAGCUGAGCGACAGGUACACAUUAGACAGGCCGAGAAGUUAUUUGAUGAGGUUGCUGAGCUGCUUGAACAAAUGGAGCUCGAGGUGAAAGAUUUACCCCUAAAGGACAGGCAGAAGUACAACACACGAGUCAAAAGUUACAAAGCAGAGCUUUCAAAACUACAGACAGACAAUAAACGAGCCAAACUUGGCAUUGACAGCAGUAGAGAUGAGCUGCUUGGGGAUGAUACUCAUGACUCGGAGGAUCAGCGACAGAGACUCCUGGAUAACACCGAGUUAUUAGACCGCACCUCCAGAAGACUGGAUCAUGGAUACAAAAUCACGCUAGAAACAGAACAAAUAGGUGCACAAAUUAUGGAAGAUCUCCAUAAUCAAAGACAGACUAUUGGCAGAUCACGACAGAGGAUGGAGGAAAUGAACACGAACCUGGGGAAAAGCUCCCGUGUUUUGUCAGGAAUGAUGAAAAGAAUCAUACAAAACAGACUUAUGCUUCUUGUGAUAUGUGCUAUUCUGCUGAUUGUCAUCGUGUUAGCCAUAUAUUUCAUCGUAAAGAAAAAGUCUUGACGACGAAUCCCAGUAGCAGACUUUGGGUGUCAUUAGUGCAAUCUCAUCAGGUGUACCUGUUCAAUCAACGUUUAACGUGUGACGGCAAAGUGUUCACCAAAGAAGAAAAUGGAAAAUUGAUAGCAACCAAGAGGGGAAAUUUGCUUUUAAACCAGGAAGAAAGUGUAUCUAAACAACUUUUAAUUGAUUUUAAAUUUGAUACUUUUACAGUAAUUUUAAACUAAACCUUUAUUUUUUUCCAGAGAAUAGACUGCAAUUGAAAUUGCAUUACACUGUCAGUAGUGAAUGUCUCGUGUGUCCUGUAGGAUGUGAUUACUUUUGUUGUUAAUAUUAUUGUAAUAAAUGACAUUAUCAUCUGA